This is a messenger RNA of Fraxinus pennsylvanica, 1380 nucleotides long. Lineage: Eukaryota; Viridiplantae; Streptophyta; Magnoliopsida; Lamiales; Oleaceae. The record is from the annotation of a GenBank genome assembly.
AUGUUUCAACUUGCUAUAUGGUAUGAUAAAAUACCAGGUAAUACCGUAGUAUGGUAUCCAAACGUUACAAAUCCUAUUUCACGGGAUUCCAGGGUGGAGAUUGAUGCACAAAGUGGGCUGGUGCUUCGUGAUCCUCAAGGCCGCCUUCUAUGGAGUACUGACAAUAUUGUCGAUGAUGUUUCCCAUGGUUUUAUGAAUGAUACAGGAAAUUUCGUUUUAGUGCGCAGUGAUUCUGUUUGGAUAUGGGAAAGUUUCACAGAACCAAGUGAUACAGUGCUGCCAACACAAAUAAUUGCGAUUAAUGGUAUGCUUGUUUCGCGAAAGUCUGAAACGAAUUUCACUCGAGGCAGAUUUUAUCUUAGCAUGCUUAGCGGUGGGAAUUUAGUGCUUAAUACUCGAAGUGUGCCGACGAAUUCGGAUUUUGAUGAUGAGUAUUACAACAGUCAAACUUCUGAUCCUGCAAAUGCAUCGAAUUCUGGUUAUCAAUUGGUCUUCAGUGAAAGGGGUUCGCUUUAUGUAUUGAGGAGAAAUGGAGAACAAAAUGCCCUAACGACGAAGCGCUCAAUUCCGACGACUUCGGAUCAUUAUUUUAGGGCGACUCUAGAUUUUGAUGGAGUUUUCAGACAAUAUUAUUAUCCAAAGAGUUUCAGUGGCGAUCGAGGGUGGACUGUUGCUGAAUAUUGGCCACAAAACAUAUGUACAGAAAUCGAUGGAGAUAAGGGCAGUGGGGCUUGUGGGUAUAACAGUGUCUGCAGACUCGAAAAUGGAAGGCCAAUUUGCGAAUGUCCUCAAGGUUAUUUUCUCUCGGACCCAAGCAACUUGUUUAGUGAUUGCAAUCCCCCGUUUAUUCCAAUCUGUGGUGAAGAUGGGAUCUUCAAAGAAUUUGCUUUGAUCAUGCACUUAAAAAUGAAGCUAAGUUUGGUAAGGGGUUUCGUAAGCCCAAGUGUCAGAGUUCAACUUUGUAAGAGUCGCACCCUCACUAAUAUCAGAGGUACAAAAGGCUAUGUUGCUCCCGAAUGGUUUAGAAACACUCAAGUCACCGCAAAAGUUGAUGUUUAUAGCUUCGGUGUUUUACUGCUAGAGAUCAUUACAUGCAGAAGAUGCCUGAUAGAUUUGGAAUUUGGAGAUGGAGAAAAUCCAAUUCUUACCGAUUGGGUUUGGGACUGCUUUCAGGAAGGCAGGGUAGAGACGUUGGUUGGAAGUGAUACCGAAGCUUUAAUCGACAAGAAAAGACUAGAAAGGUUUGUGAUGGUUGGCAUUUGGUGCAUUCAAGAAGAUUCAUCUCUGAGGCCAACCAUGAGAAAAGUCAGCCAAAUGCUUGAGGGAAUUCUCGAAGUUAAUAUUCCCCCUUGCCCAGAUCCUUUCGCUUCAACUGGUUAA